Messenger RNA from Asterias rubens (European starfish), 1140 nucleotides. Its product is annotated as gastrin/cholecystokinin type B receptor-like. Gene Ontology annotation, molecular function: G protein-coupled receptor activity. Gene Ontology annotation, cellular component: membrane. Bases 1 to 1140 code for a protein of 379 amino acids. The transcript has 2 exons. The record is from RefSeq and is a predicted model, not a curated record. Lineage: Eukaryota; Metazoa; Echinodermata; Asteroidea; Forcipulatida; Asteriidae. Gene Ontology annotation, biological process: G protein-coupled receptor signaling pathway.
AUGGAUGCUCUGACAACCUCUGCAAUGACACAAAAAGACAUUGAUGUAAGUACGGCCUCCUACCUCACAGGCGGGGAGGCAGCGGGCGGUAGCAGCGACGCGGAUGCCGGGCAGCAGGGCUGGGGAGUCGGUGGUAUAGAAAACAGUCUCCCUAUUCGUAUAUUCUACACCAUUAUAGCUUGCCUUGGAAUAACCGGUAACUUCGUGGUCAUCUUCGCUCUGAUCCGUGUCCCAUCCCUACGCAACUGCACCAGUUACUUCAUCAUGCAUCUUGCCUUCUCCGAUCUCGUCACGUCCUUCUGGGUGAUCCCAUUCCAUAUGCUCUCAGUAGAGGCGACAGCCAGCGUGCCGGACGGGUUCGGAGGCGAGCUGCUGUGCCGUGUGUUUUUCAAUAAGUACCCGCUGUGGCUGACGAUAUUUGCCUCGGCGUACAGCAUGCUCUGCGUCACCAUGGAGCGUUUCUUUGCCAUUGUGUACCCUCUCAAGUACAAGUCCCUCUUCACACCGUGUAGAACUGCUCCCAUGAUGGUUUGCUGUUGGCUGGUUGGCGCUGGUUCCAACUGGUUCUUUUUCUACAACUACGAUUAUGUGAGCGGGAAGGGUUGUGUUUUUGUACCGUGGCCUAGCAAAGCCGUCAAUGCCGUUAUUGGGGUGUACAUCUUCGCCGUGGUUUAUUUCAUCCCCAUCACUACGAUGCUGGGGGCACAUUGGAAGAUGAUUAAGGCGUUGAAAAGACAAGCAUCGUUUCUCAAAGGAAAAGCAUCAACCGGGGGUGCGGACAAGAAAAAAGCUUGGCAGCUCGAAGUCGCUCAAGAGCUGAGCCGCAUGCUCCUGGUGGUGGUGCUAACCUACGCGGCAUGUUGGCUUCCAAACCAGGCCAUCUUCCUGGCCUUCAACCUUGGAGCCCCUGUGUCCUUCACGUCUCUCCCGUACCACUUCUCCGUCAUGCUGGCUCUUUGCAACUCCUGCAUCAAUCCUUUCAUCUACACCUACAAGAAUAAACGGUUCCGGGACGGGGUGAGAAUCGCACUUGGGAUGAGGUCAGUGGGUGCCGUUGGUCCGGAGCGAUCGCGGGCGGCCGAAGCGACACCGGCGGGAGAUGUGGCCACUACUACAGCAACAAGGCAAUCAGUGAUAUAG